UUUACAGUUACGCUUCCAUUUAACGAUGGAGGAGGAAUUUUUCUCCGCAGAAGAACCCGAAUUGGGUGGCCACGAUUUUGUGUUUGUAGAUGAGUUGUCUCUCGGCCAAAUUUGCCCAAUUUGUCUUGUGGCAAUGUGCAAUCCCGUACAGACGGUUUGUGGCCAUCGCUUUUGCGAAAGCUGUCUAUUGGGGACAUUUAGGGAAGGAGUUGGCCGGGUUUGUCCUCAAGAUAGGACUUCUAUUCCUGAAGAUGGGGGGUAUUUUCGUGACGUGGCGUGGGAGAGGGAUAUACUUUCUCUACGAGUCAAAUGCAAGAAGAGUGCGAGAGGAUGUGAUUGGACCGGAAUGCUCCGUUACUAUGAGGAUCACGUUCAGUUGUGUGAAUAUGAAGAUGUUUUUUGUGAUGAUUGUAACGAAGAGUUGCAAAGAAGGUCCCUAAACAAGCACCAAACUACAGAAUGUCACAACAGGAUUGUGCAAUGUGAACACUGCGCAGUAGAGUUUGCCUUCAGGCUUACAGAGAGUCAUGAAGAUGAAUGCCUGCGUUGGCCGCUCGAUUCGGGAUGCAACUUUUAUGACAAGAGGAGCAAUCUAAACGCCCACAUUGCUGCGUCAUGUGAGGAACAUCUGCGCAAAACGUGGUCCAAGCUGCUUCAGACAACAGAAAGGGUAAAUGAGUUGGAGCAAGUGGAACUUCACAUGCAAGCCGAUAUAGAUUCCGUGAAAAAGUCACUGGAAGAGGCCAAAAAAGACGUUGUACAACUUAAGCUGUCAGAGGCACAGAGAAAACUUGAAAAUCUGCAAUUGAAAAAAGAUGUGCUUGAGCUGCAAAAGAAGCUUAAAGAAUUGCAUCCGGUUAUUAAGAGAAGGGAAGUGUCCGAUAGCGACACUGAAAAAGAUUUGACGAAUGAAGAAACAACUAAAUCGAAAGGCCAAUUUUAUGCUAAACCUGAUUACUUAUCAUCACUACCUUUUCGUGACCUAUCAUACUCGAAACAAUGGCGUGGUAAAAAAGAACUCGGAAAAGUUCCAAGUCCACAUUAG
This is a messenger RNA of Pocillopora verrucosa, 1045 nucleotides long. The record is from RefSeq and is a predicted model, not a curated record. NCBI's taxonomy places the organism in Eukaryota, Metazoa, Cnidaria, Anthozoa, Scleractinia, Pocilloporidae.